CUUUGAGGAUGAAAGCAUGAAACUACGACAGCUGAAACUAGACAAUCAGAGAGCUCUUCUAGAGAAGAAGCAGAGGAAGAAACGUCUUGAUCCCUUGAUGGUGCAACCAAAUCCUGAGGCAAAGCUGCGUAGGUCAAAGCCCAAAGGGUGUGAGGAGCAGACUCCUUUAGUAGAAACUCCUACCCCAUUACACAGUGAUGUUAUGUUACAUGGCAUUGAUGGACCAGCUGCUUUCCUGAAAUCAGAAGUGCAAGAUUUGGGGACCAGGCUCCAAACUCUCUCUGCUGGGUCUUCCAAAGCAGAAGACAAUGCAGAUCAGGAAAAUGAUGGAGAGGCUCUAACAGACACAGCAGGCAAGCCAGAUUUGCAAGAAAUCUUACAGAAACGAGGUAUUUCGGGCAGUUUGAAUUUUGAUGAGGAGGACACAGAAGAGGAAGAAGCUAGUAAGAGACCAGCAUCUCAUUCACCGUAUCCUGAAUCUGAGAGGCCUAGUUCUGCAACCAGCAAGAAAUCUUUUACAGAAACAGGUGCUUCCUGUAGUCCAUCCCCUCAGGCAGAUGCACAGCUGGGAGAAGUAGAGAACUUGGAGGAUUUUGCAUUACGCCCUGCACCCCGUGGUAUUACAGUCAAGUGUCGAAUCACUAGAGAUAAGAAGGGGAUGGACCGGGGCCUCUUUCCUACUUAUUACAUGCAUCUGGAAAGGGAUGACAACAGAAAGACAUUCCUUCUGGCAGGGAGAAAACGAAAAAAGAGCAAAACAUCCAAUUACCUCAUAUCAGUUGACCCAACUGAUUUAUCCCGGGAAGGGGAAAGUUUCAUUGGAAAACUCAGGUCAAACCUCAUGGGAACUAAAUUUACAGUCUAUGACAAUGGAGUUAGCCCAGUCAAGGCACAAGGUGUAGUGGAAAAGGCUCAUACAAGACAGGAGCUUGCAGCUAUUUGUUAUGAAACCAAUGUGUUAGGAUUCAAGGGUCCCAGAAAAAUGUCUGUGAUCAUUCCAGGAAUGAAUAUGAAUCACAAGCGAAUGCCAAUCUGUCCACGAAAUGAACAUGAGAGUCUGCUGUCAAAAUGGCAAAACAAAAAUUUAGAGAACCUCAUUGAGUUGCACAACAAGGCUCCAGUCUGGAAUGAUGAUACUCAAUCCUAUGUUUUGAACUUCCAUGGGAGAGUCACUCAGGCCUCGGUGAAGAACUUCCAGAUUGUCCAUGACAAUGACCCUGACUACAUUGUGAUGCAGUUUGGUCGUGUAGCAGAAGAUGUGUUUACUCUGGACUAUAAUUAUCCUCUCUGUGCUCUUCAGGCCUUUGCUAUUGGACUCUCCAGCUUUGAUAGUAAAUUGGCCUGUGAAUGAGAGACAACAGACUUGACACAUGGAACUCGCUCCCAUCCCUGCACCUUGUUGUAAGAGUUCCAGGUGGAGUAAUGAAAAGCACAUUGGGGAUGGAAGGGAACUGGAGGACAGACUUCUGCAGGUUUAUUAGAAAGCAAAUACCAGGCCUCAGAGCAUUAUGGUAGUUGACAGUAGAUCAUCUUGGGAGACUGUCCCGAGACUGAUCGGUCUCUGUAUGCAUUGUGGAAGAACAAGAAAUAUGGGAUGGGUGAUGUUGUCGGUGUUGAUUUUGCUUUCAGAAUCGAUGUAACAGAUACUGCAUGAGAACGGGGUAAGGAAUUUAGCCCACUAAUUGGAACCCCUUGCAGCUAGGAUUAGAAAAAUAAUCGUUUGGUGUUCAUGUACCUUGGAACUUCCACAGUGC
Pelecanus crispus (Dalmatian pelican) is the source of this 1754-nucleotide messenger RNA. NCBI's taxonomy places the organism in Eukaryota, Metazoa, Chordata, Aves, Pelecaniformes, Pelecanidae. The record is from RefSeq and is a predicted model, not a curated record.